This is a messenger RNA of Talpa occidentalis (Iberian mole), 1266 nucleotides long. RefSeq names its product JNK1/MAPK8-associated membrane protein-like. NCBI's taxonomy places the organism in Eukaryota, Metazoa, Chordata, Mammalia, Eulipotyphla, Talpidae. Gene Ontology annotation, cellular component: membrane. Gene Ontology annotation, biological process: response to unfolded protein. Gene Ontology annotation, molecular function: ubiquitin protein ligase binding. The record is from RefSeq and is a predicted model, not a curated record.
CCCGAGCCCGAGCGCCUCCGGGCGCGCCUGCCGCGGCCGAUGGCGGUAGAUAUUCAGCCAGCAUGCCUUGGACUUUAUUGUGGGAAGACCCUGUUAUCUAAAAAUGGCUCAACUGAAAUAUAUGGAGAGUGUGGUUCCAGUGCACUUUUCCAGCACAUCACAGCAUUAUUUGAAUGCAGUAUGGCAGCUAUUAUCACCUUACUUGUGAGUGAUCCAGUUGGUGUUCUCUAUAUCCAUUCAUGUCGCGUACUGAUGCUUUCUGAUUGGUACACAAUGCUUUACAACCCAAGUCCAGAUUACAUCACCACAGUGCACUGUACUCAUGAAGCUGUCUACCCACUGUACACCAUUGUAUUUAUCUAUUAUGCAUUCUGCUUGGUAUUAAUGAUGCUGCUCCGACCUCUUCUGGUAAAGAAGAUUGCCUGUGGGUUAGGGAAGUCUGAUCGAUUUAAAAGUGUUUAUGCUGCACUUUACUUCUUCCCAAUUUUAACCAUACUUCAAGCAGUUGGUGGAGGCCUUUUAUAUUAUGCCUUCCCCUACAUUAUAUUAGUAUUGUCUUUGGUUACUCUGGCUGUGUACAUGUCGGCUUCUGAAAUAGAGAACUGCUAUGAUCUUCUGGUCAGAAAGAAGAGACUUAUUGUUCUCUUUAGCCACUGGCUGCUCCAUGCCUAUGGAAUAAUCUCCAUUACCAGAGUGGAUAAACUCGAGCAAGAUUUACCACUUUUGGCUUUGGUACCCACACCAGCACUCUUUUACUUGUUCACUGCAAAAUUUACUGAACCUUCACGGAUACUCUCAGAAGGAGCCAAUGGACACUGAAUAUAAAAUGCCAAAAAAAAAAAAAAAAGAAAACCCACCUCAGAGGUGUUCUAGUAAAUAGAGAAAUGAAGUAUAUAAGUAAGCUUCUGUCAUACAUGGGAAUAAGAGCAUUUCUCAAUGUUUUGUUAUUGGACUCAACAGACUAUGUUUUAACUGUUAAUAAAAAUAACAGGAAUUUCAGACAUUUCUCUAAGUCUGAAAUUACAUAGUAUAAUACACUACACAAUUAGAAAGCAUUGUUAUACUAGAGGCCUGUUAGGAAGCACUCACCUCUGCAACAAUUCAGUUUUCUUUAGGGGAAAAUCAUGUUCUUGUGUACCUAGAGAUGUGUGGUUUCCAUUUCUAUUAAGAAAAACCGAGCAUAUAACCUGAAAUCCUUAGCAUUGGCAUAGUUGUGUAUACCUUUCAGUUAUAAUGUAUUAUAAGGACAAAUAUUUGUGGGGUCUG